This is a messenger RNA of Dracunculus medinensis (Guinea worm), 390 nucleotides long. The record is from the annotation of a GenBank genome assembly. Lineage: Eukaryota; Metazoa; Nematoda; Chromadorea; Rhabditida; Dracunculidae.
AUGCUUGGAUUAAUGAAUUCACCAAAUGAAUAUCCAUAUGAUUUUUAUUCUGCGAACAAAAAAGAUUCGAAGAUAGAGUUUAGCAAGCAAAAAACCAUGAAGGUAGCCUAUUUAAAAGAUGGUCGAAAAUUACUCAAUGGAAAACUAUUAGACGAAAAAAAAGCUGAGGAAUUGUGGAAAGAUCUUAUUAUCCGCUCAAACGCUAAGAAAAUCAGCCUAUAUACAAAUGAUUUUAGCGAAGAAGAUCAACUUAUAGAGGAUUCCGUGGAACGUAAUGAAGGCUCUAAAGGUGAACGUAUAGAUGAAGAUGAAGAAACAGUGUAUUUUAGUGAAGAGAUCCAACUGAACUCUGAAUUAGACGGACAUAAAUUAAAUAUGAAAAAAAUUUGA